CUGCCAACAAUGCCCCCCACCCAUCCGUACUUAAGGGGAGAGCAGCCCAUGGACCGGGGAGUGGGGGAAAGGAGCCACAGGCCCAGCGACCCCGAGUUCGUGGGAACCCUCCGUGGGCCUGGCCAGCCCCGGGCUCAUUCGUGAGCCUGCCCCGUGCUGGAACCCGGCCCCAGGCGCCCGCCGCCCUCUCCUGCGUCCAGCCCACGUCCACAGCCUUCUCUUCUUCGGCCCCCCCCCCCCCCCCAGCUGCGUGCCGGACGCCCGCCCAAGGGGAUGGAGACAGUGGGGAAGUUUGAGUUCAGCAGGAAGGACCUUAUUGGCCACGGCGCCUUCGCCGUGGUCUUUAAAGGGAGACACAAAGAGAAACAUGAUCUGGAGGUGGCAGUCAAGUGCAUCAACAAGAAAAACCUGGCCAAGUCUCAGACCCUUUUGGGGAAGGAAAUCAAAAUCCUGAAGGAAUUGAAACAUGAAAAUAUUGUGGCCUUGUAUGAUUUCCAGGAGGUGGCCAGCUCUGUGUACCUGGUUAUGGAGUACUGCAAUGGGGGCGACCUUGCUGACUACCUGCACUCCAUGCGGACCCUGAGUGAGGACACCAUCCGGCUCUUCCUCCAGCAGAUAGCAGGCGCCAUGAAGAUGCUGCACAGCAAGGGCAUCAUCCACCGGGACCUGAAGCCCCAGAAUAUCCUCUUGUCCUACUCUGGAGGGCGAAAGUCCAACCCCAACAACAUCCGAGUGAAGAUUGCUGAUUUUGGCUUCGCCCGUUACCUACAGAACAACAUGAUGGCAGCCACGCUCUGCGGAUCUCCCAUGUACAUGGCCCCCGAAGUCAUCAUGUCCCAACAUUAUGAUGCCAAAGCUGAUCUGUGGAGUAUAGGGACAAUCAUCUACCAGUGUCUGACGGGCAAGGCCCCCUUCCAGGCCAGCAGUCCACAGGAUCUACGACUGUUCUAUGAGAAGAAUAAGACACUGUUGCCCAGCAUCCCCAGGGAGACGUCCAGUCCCUUGAGACAGCUGCUUCUGGGCCUUCUUCAGCGGAACCAUAAAGAUCGGAUGGACUUUGAUGAAUUUUUCCAUCACCCUUUCCUGGAUGCAGGCUCCUCCAUCAAGAAAUCUCCCCCAGUGCCCAUGCCCUCAUAUCCCAGCUCAGGCAGUUCUUCCAGCAGCAGCUCUACCUCCCACCUGGCCUCACCUCCUUCCCUUGGGGAGAUGCAGCAGCAGCUGCAGAAGACACUGACCUCCCCAGCACCAGACACUGGAGGCUUCCUCCAGGGCUCCAAGGACUCAGGUGGCAGCAGCAAGAACUCUUCCUGUGACACAGAUGAUUUUGUCAUGGUUCCUGCCCAGUUUCCAACUGACCUGACAGGGGAAGCCGCCGGAGCCAAGGCCCCUCAGGACAGUCUGAUGUACAGUGGGAGCUCCCUGGUAACUUCAGCUGGGCUGGAGAGCCAGGGACGGACGCCGUCUCCCUCACCCCCCUACAGUGGUUCCCCCAGCCCCUCUGGCCGACCAAAUGCUUUCUCCAGUAGCAGGUACGGCCUGUCUGUCCCCAUCCCUGUCCCCACUCAGAUCCAGAACUACAGGAGAAUCGAACAGAACCUCCAGUCCCCCAACCAGUACACUCCGCCACCACCACGGUCCAGCAUGGUUCGGAGGUCCAGCAGUACCAGCCCCCUGGGCUUUAAGACUGGCAUCUCCCCUCCAUUCUUCCCUGAGCAUGGAGCCACCUUUCCCAGGAAGUCUUCUUUGGGAGGUGCCAAGCCGUAUAACCCAUCUCCCCAAGCUGGAGCCAUCCCAGAGCGUCCAGGACAGAGCAGGGUCCCCUCCCCACAAGGCACUGAGAUGUGUGGAGUUGGCAGCAGCGGUGGCAGGGUCUCCAGGCCUGGCACCUCUCUCCCAGAACAUUCUCCCAGGGGGCUGGGCUACCGACUGCAUAGCGCACCCAACCUCUCUGACCUACACCUGGUGAGGCCCAAACUGCCCAAGCCACCCACAGACCCUCUGGUGGCCCCCUUUGCUUACCCCCAGGCCAGUCCUCCCCAACAGCAUUAUGGGUUGCAGCCCUGCCGGACCCUCAGGGCAUCCCCGAAGCUGCCCGACUUCAUGCAGCGGAACCCCCUGCCCCCCAUCAUGGGCUCUCCCACCAAGGCUGUACCUGCUUUUGAGUUCCCCAAGACACCGAGCUCCCAGAACCUGCUCACCCUCCUGGCCCAUCAAGGGGUAGUGGUGACCCCCACACGGAACAGGACUCUGCCUGACCUCCGAGAGAUGGGCCACUUCCAGAGCCCACCCAACCUGGGCUUGAGGCCUGUGGAAGACAUCAAGGGACCCUUUGGCAGGUCCCUCAGCACCGGCCGUCUCACUGACCUGCUCCUCAAAGCUGCGUUUGGGUCCCAGGCCCCUGACACGGGGAGUAGUGAAAGCCUUCAGGAGAAGCCCAUGGAGAUUGCUCCCUCUGCUGGAUAUGGAGGGAACCUGCUCCCUGGGGCUAGGGCUGGUGGCUCCUCCAGUCCCUCUCCUGUCAUAUUCACGGUGGGCUCCCCUCCCAGUGGCACAACCCCACCCCAGAUCCCUCGGACCCGGAUGUUCUCAGGUCCCCGCUGGCUGCCUCUCCUUCACACACAUGCAGAUACCCUCCUGGGCUCCUCUAGCUCCCAGAGCUCGGGGGGCUCCUUCAGUGGUCGCCACCUGAUCCCUGGCAUGGGAGGAGAGGCGGCAGAGGCUUCAGCCAAUCUGCGUUGCUACGGCUUCACCGAUCCCAUCACUGCCAACCUGGAAGGGGCCGUGACCUUCGAGGCCCCCGACCUGCCUGAGGAGACGCUCAUGGAGCAAGAGCACACAGACAUCCUCCGUAGCCUCCGAUUCACGCUGGCCUUCGUCCACUGUGUCAUGGAGAUGGCCGCUGCCAAGGGCAGCACGGGUGAGAUGGGCAGCUCCAUGGCCUCUGAGUACCAACUGCAGGAGAGCAUCGUGGCCGACCAGAUCAGCCUGCUGAGCCGAGAGUGGAGUUAUGCAGAACAGCUGGUGUUAUAUCUAAAGGUGGCUGAGCUGCUCUCCUCUGGCCUGCAGACGGCCAUUGAACAGAUCAAAGCUGGAAAGCUCUGCCUGUCCUCCACAGUCAAGCAAGUCGUGCGGAAACUGAACGAACUUUAUAAGUCCAGUGUAUCAUCCUGCCACUGCCUGAACCUGCAGCUGCAGAAAUUCUUCCUGGAUAAGCAGAAGCUCAUGGACCGAAUCAACAGCAUCACUGCCGAGAAGUUGAUCUUCAACUACGCCGUGCAGAUGGUGCGCUCUGCGGCCCUGGAUGAGAUGUUCCACCACCGUGAGGACUGCGUGCAGCGCUACCACAAGGCCUUGCUGCUCAUGGAGGGCCUCCAGCAGAUCCUCACGGAGCAGGGGGACAUUGAGAACAUCAGCAAAUGCAAGAUGUGCAUUGAGCGGAGACUCUCGGCCCUGCUAUCUGGCAUUUGUGCCUAAGCCCCCCAUGCAGCUCCUCUUGCCCACCCACCAGCCUUUUAUGCUUCACGGAACAGCCAUCCGCCCACUUGUCAACUGUGGGUCAGUUCCUGGCAGCAGUGUGGGCUGCAUCAUGUCUGCACUCUGGGCCAGACAGACUUGUCGGGACAAAGGCUGUUGGAUCUGUCUCCAAGAAUCCACACCCCGGUUUUGGAGCCCUGUGACCUGCCUCUCUCCCAGGAACAGAGCAGAGAAGAUUAGAAGUGACUACAGUCAGUCCCAGCUGACUCAGCCACCCAGAAACAGGGGAGGUGUUUCUCUCCCUGGGGGAGACCAUGGAACUUCCGUCCCCGUUGUCCCUUGUCCUUCGAAGAGAGUCAAGCUGCUACAUAAUUAACUCUUACCAUUUCCAGGGGUCGGGCCCCUCCGAUGCUAUGUCCGUUGCAGGCAGUGGACACUGAGACAGAAGGAGGGAACCCCAAGCAUGAAACCCUGACACCAGGCCAGUCACUUUCCCCACCCUUCUUCCCCUUCCCCUCCCCCCACCCACCCGCCAUGCUUUCUGCCAGUCAAUCACUUUUCCAAGAUGGCUCUGCCCCAACCUGGCCCUCCAGCAGCAAACUAGCAACCUGCAAAUGGCCAGGGCUGGAGCCACCCAGGAUGGGUGGGGAACCAAAAAAGACCGACUUUUCGCCUCAAGAACUUGGAUGAUUUUUGUGUGCUGGAUCUCUUAACGCCAAAAUGUGCAUAUUCUCAGUGGCUUCAUCCUCAACAUGCUCAAAUGAGCCCAAAUGAGAAUGCACGUCAUCUCUUGCUUUUAAUCUGACUUUAGGGGGAAUUUAAAAAUUUUAAAAAAGCCCCUAAGCCAACCCAUGCUAGCUUUGUGAAUCGGAAGGAGCACUUUACACACCAUGGUUGGAGAGGAGGACCUUUGAUCAUGCCUCCCAGGUUCCCUACAACCAUACUGACUGAUAGAAAAAACUGUUGUCUUCUCCCUCUUAUUCCCCUCACACCCCCAGUUACUAUAUUGCACUACGAGCGUGUAUAUAUAUAUAUAUAAAUAUGUGUGUGUGAGUGUGUGUAUGUUGUGUGUAUUUAACGGAACUGUAUCCUGUACUUGUGAUGGAAACAACAGAUGAGCACCACACUGUGCCAGCUUGGGACCUGCCGUUCCAAGAGAAGAGAUACAGUCCUUUUAAUUUAAUGUUCUUUUAAGGACAGACAGUAUGAAUAUAAAGCCUCCAGGCUUUCUAAUUUCAGAACAGACGUUGAAAAAUCUCACACACUUCAGACCUAAAAAAAAAAGUGUUUCUUUUUAAAGAAAAAAAAACUUUAUAUAAAGAGUUUUGGUUUUCUUUCUGUUGUUUGGAAGGGUGGGGUGGGGUUUGGGUGGGGGCUGGGUGUGUGUGGGUGCUUAGUGUGAGGGAAAGCUCAAAUGUUUCUUUUCUGAUGAGACUUUGGAGCCAUGGGUGAAUGACUGGGUGUGUGCUUUGCUUUGUGUGAUGAAUGGUGAGUGUACAUCGGGUGUGAGCUCAGUGGCCUCUCAGGUCUUCUCUGAACACAGGGUCCUGGCAGCAGUAUUGUGUGAGCCCCUGAGGGAGUGACAAACCUAGGGCCGACAGAGGCAUAUAUAUAUGUGUGUGGAGGGAGUGGCGUUAAAGACCACCCCUUUCCCCAAGCAAGCUCUUACUGGGUGACCAGUGACUCCCCAGAUGUGACAGAAUAUGGAUUUUAGUUUGCACAUUCUGUGCCAUUAAAAAACAGUAUAUGCAAGAAACUUCCCUAAAGCCUAUGUUUGGCCCUGACAUUCAAUGAGGGGACCUUCCAGCCCUGCAUCCCAGGAACGAAUUCACUGACUGAGACCUUCUAAUGGGCCCAUCAGCUUCCAUGUCUUUGGCAGCUGCUUAAAAGGGGUUCAGUGGUCAUGGCCGGGGUGUCCUGCCUUCCCCAACCCAUGAAUCCAGUUUCCUGGAGAACCUUCAUCUAGGGCAUAUAGUGGGGGCAUCCCCACAAACCUGAAAGGUAGUGGGGCAUGGCCCCCAGAGUCCCCAACUCAGGUAUAGGGCCCUGUUGUAUGCUUGAGAAGAUAAAGCCAUGUGAGUUGGUCAACCUGGAACCCAUCUCCCACCCCUGCUUCACAUUACUUGAAUGUAUCACGAGUCCCCAUUCAAUAGACUCAUUGCCUUCCCCCACAAGUGGUUUACAAAUUUUCUAUAUAUAUACACAUACAUACAUAUAUGUAUAUGUAAGAUUCGUAUAGGUGUGUGUAUACGUACUCAUGUAUGUGCACACAUAUAUUUUUUCUCAAUACUUGAAACUGUUUGCCACUGCUUGGAAUUAAGAUGGGGGGUGGGGCGCACUAUUUUCUUUGCCAUAAUUUUGGCGAACAUUUUCACCUAAUUGCAUGUAGUGUGUUAAUUAACUUUCCCUGCUGAUCAGUCAGUAAUUUCUUGCUUUGUGGUCCAUCAUGGAAUGCAAACAAACAUCAGCAGGGAAACCUGACACGGGGAUUGUUGCUGGCAUCCUCCACGUUCCAGAGUUGUGUCUGUGGCCACGUUUGUGUGUUACUAGUGUCUUAAUAGGUUUUGAGAGCCCUCAGCCUAACGAUGAAUGCGUAGCUUCAGGAUUGCGUGGAACGGACAUCCGGUUAUUCUUCACGGUAAUUAAUGCCUGAUACGUGUUGGGUUUUUUUUUUAAGGUUCUGUUUGUGUGACACCCUCCCCCCCUUUUUUUUUCUUUAAAUUGUGUAAUAUCAAUUUAAGUAAAUAAACUGAUUUGAAAUUGU
Trichosurus vulpecula (common brushtail) is the source of this 6238-nucleotide messenger RNA. RefSeq names its product unc-51 like autophagy activating kinase 1 (gene ULK1). Gene Ontology annotation, biological process: axon extension; protein autophosphorylation; autophagy. Gene Ontology annotation, cellular component: autophagosome; cytoplasm. The record is from RefSeq and is a predicted model, not a curated record. Gene Ontology annotation, molecular function: protein serine/threonine kinase activity; ATP binding. The coding region runs from base 274 to 3474 and encodes 1066 amino acids. The transcript is spliced from 29 exons. Lineage: Eukaryota; Metazoa; Chordata; Mammalia; Diprotodontia; Phalangeridae.